Molecule: messenger RNA, 1056 nt
Organism: Cylindrotheca closterium
Lineage: Eukaryota; Bacillariophyta; Bacillariophyceae; Bacillariales; Bacillariaceae
Source: the annotation of a GenBank genome assembly
AUGCCAAAACAACUUGUAAUUGCCUCCACACCAUUGGCCGAGUGGGCCCUGUUGCCCAAACAUGAGAAACAAGAAAUCCCGGAACGAGUCGGCUUUAUGAUCCGUCAAGAAGAAGGGGAUUACAAAUGCAUUGAUUAUCUCGUAGCCUUCAAGGAGAUUUGUAGACUCGCCGCCAAACCAGUCGAUGAAGAUUGCCGGGUCAAAAUGUGCGAAUGGUGUUAUCAGGUGGUCGACUUUUGCAAGUUCCGUCGAGAGACUGUCGGAAUUGGCAUGUCGUAUCUGGACAGAUACUUGUGUUCUAGAAAGGGGAGACGCUCCUUGAGUGAUCGCAAGGAAUACCAAUUGGUGGCCAUGACCUGUUUGUACAUUGCCAUUAAGAUUCACGAACCUUUGGAAAUGGAGACCUCGCUGUUGGCGGACCUUAGUCGAGGAUGUUACACUGAAAUGGAAUUUGCCAACAUGGAAAAGAAGAUUCUAGAAGCCUUGGUUUGGAGAGUUAGUGGUCCAACACCAUUGGGUUUUGCACAGAAUCUCUUGUUGUUCCUUCCAGAGACCGUCCACAGUGCGGUCCGGGGUGCUAUCUUUGACUACGCACGCUACCAAACUGAAUUGGCCAUUGCGGAUCAUUACUUUGUCAAGAUAAAGCCAUCUCUAACGGGUAUGGCGGCUGUGAUGAAUGCCAUGGAGGGUAUGGAUACUUCACUUUUGUCAGCCAAGUUCCAAUCCAAGUUUAUCCAUACCGUCACCAAGUACACAGAAAUCGAUAUGAAAGAAGUCGAGCAUAUUCAAGACCGAUUGAGUAAGAUUAUGCUGGCUUUGCUAAAUGAUGAACAAAAGAAGAAGAUGGAGGCAUUGAUCGAUCUUGAAGAUGAAGAAGAGGAGGAGGAAUAUGCACGAAGGUCUCGACACAGCAAGUCUCGCAGUCGGUCUCCCUUUAGUAGUCCAGAAGUGGGGGCAUCACGAAAAGUCAUGAGAUCCCCUAGGGGAAGCAGUCACAAGUCACCCACUCGGAGUGGUAGCCGGCACAAGAGUUCAUCCUCUUCAGUGGACCAAUAG